Molecule: messenger RNA, 1866 nt
Organism: Aspergillus terreus NIH2624
Lineage: Eukaryota; Fungi; Ascomycota; Eurotiomycetes; Eurotiales; Aspergillaceae
Product: putative AP-3 adaptor complex subunit mu
Exons: 3
Coding region: 1-1866 (621 amino acids)
Biological process (GO): endocytosis; intracellular protein transport
Cellular component (GO): clathrin adaptor complex; cytoplasmic vesicle
Source: RefSeq, a predicted model, not a curated record
AUGAGCGGCGAGAUUGAUGCCCUCUACAUCUACGAUGAACACAACAAUCCUUUGGUAGAGCAAGUCUAUCGCUCUCGGCCGCCCUCCGCAGCAGCUAUCCUACCCCUCUAUCUGGCGCAUCCGGCCCCGCGCCCCUCGCUCUUGUACCUCCCCGGCGCAUUGCCACCUGUGACGGUCUUUUCGGUCGUCCAGUCAAAUCUGCUGUUUCUCGCGCUAUCGGAAGUCGACACCGAUCCGCUUCUGGUCUUGGAGUUUCUCCACCGCGUCGUCGAUGUGCUGGAGGAGUUUAUCGGGGCGCCUUUGCUCUCCACCAAGCUGCAGGCAAACUAUGAUGUAGUUGCGCAGCUUUUGAAUGAGAUGUGCGAUGGUGGUAUCGUCUGUAAUACGGAACAGAAUGCCUUGCAGGAGGUGGUGGAGAUGCCGGGGUGGAUGGGGAAAUUGCUUGGAGGUGUUGGGCGAACUGGCUCGUCAACUCCCAUCCUCGGCCCUUCCAAUCCUCUAAAGCAAUCCCUAUCGGCAGCCCAGGGUCCCGCAAUACCCUGGAGACGGCCAAAUGUACGCCACACCUCCAACGAACUCUAUGUCGACAUAAUCGAGUCCCUUUCCGUUACAAUGGCGCCAUCAGGCCGGAUAUUGUCAGCUUUAGCAUCGGGCACUAUUGCGUUCACAGCCAAGAUGUCCGGCAUCCCCGAUCUGCUUCUCUCUCUGACGACACCCGGCGGACAGCAGGCCAUUGCACGUAAGAUUGAGCUGCCGGUCUUCCAUCCCUGUGUGCGGCUUGCAAAGUGGCGCGAGCGACCAGGAGAACUCAGCUUCAUUCCUCCCGAUGGACGAUUUAUCCUCGCAGGGUACGAGGUGGACUUGCUCCCGAUGGACCCUGCUCUCGACCAGCCCCCAACCCACAUGGAGAAACUCUUCCUCCCAGCAAUCGUCGACCUGCGCAAGUCCCUGGGCCCGACGGGCUCUGAAUUCGAAGUGCGCCUUAUCCUCAACACCAACUUCCCUGGACAUUCGGCCUUUCCUCGGCCAGGCGCAGGCCGCGGCGGGUCUGGCACGUCAACGCCGUCGUUCCUCGCAGGCGGCAGCGGCGGGAACACCUCCGCUCCCAUCCUCGAAGAGGUCGUCGUAUCUGUUCCGAUUCCGAAAUCCGUCCGCAGCAUCACCGACAUGCAAGCGAGCCGCGGAGAGGCGCUGGUCUCGCCCGGCAGUGACGUGCUGGAAUGGCGCGUGCCGACGAAAGACGCCGGAACGGUCUCUGGCACCGCGACCCUCCGCUGCACGGUGACGGGGUACCCGACUGACGAGGAUCUCGACGAGGAGGUGGAAGACCUCGACGCAGAGCCGGACAUCAACCUCCUCCAGGGGUAUUACGAUGCCUCGACCUCGUACCAGAACACCGGCGAGCCCGAUACCACCACGCGCAAAACCAAGAAAAAGAAGAAGAAGAAGGUCAAGAAGUCCUCCAAAAGCAAGGACUCCGACCAACAGCCCCCACAAGAACAACGCCCGCGCUCCUCCCCCGACCAGUCGGAAUCGCACACCCCGACAGCCCAACCUCCUCCCCCUUCUUCUACACCACCGGUCGAUCCCACGCCCUCGCAACCCCCCGCUGACCCCUCCCCAUCAUCGCCGUUCUCGAUCUUCCACGCCGCGCCCCGCAAAACCAAAACGCAGCUGAACGCCAGCCUCAUGCCCAACUCGGCCGCGGUUUCCUUCUCUGUGAAAGGGUGGCUCCCAUCCGGCAUCAAAGUAGACAGUCUGAAUGUCGACACGCGACGAAGUCGGGGACUUGGAGAAGGCGUGAAGCCCUACAAGGGGGUGAAGUAUCUGUGCAUUAGUCGGAAGGGCGUGGAGCGACGGUGUUGA